GCGCCGGAAGUAGGUAGGGUUUCGCCAGAGACCCCGGAAGCGACGGCUUCUAGUGUUUGCUAAGGCUUCCCGUUUUUUGCUACGGUUUCUGACUUCGGCUUUGGGAUGGGUUGCGACGGAGGCACAAUCCCCAAGAGGCACGAGCUGGUGAAGGGGCCGAAGAAGGUCGAGAAGGUUGACAAAGAUGCUGAACUGGUAGCCCAAUGGAACUACUGUACUCUAAGUCAGGAAAUCCUGAGGCGCCCAAUAGUUGCCUGUGAACUUGGCAGACUGUAUAACAAAGACGCUGUCAUCGAGUUUCUGUUGGACAAAUCUGCUGAGAAGGCCCUAGGGAAGGCGGCAUCACACAUCAGAAGCAUCAAGAAUGUGACAGAGCUCAGGCUUUCUGACAACCCUGCCUGGGAAGGAGAUAAAGGGAACACCAAGGGUGACAAACAUGAUGACCUCCAGCGAGCGCGGUUCAUCUGCCCUGUGGUGGGCCUGGAGAUGAACGGCCGGCACAGGUUUUGCUUCCUCCGAUGCUGCGGUUGUGUGUUUUCUGAACGCGCCUUGAAGGAGAUAAGAGCUGAAGUUUGUCACACGUGUGGGGCUGCCUUCCAGGAGGAAGACGUCAUUGUGCUCAAUGGCACCAAGGAGGAUGUGGAGAUGCUGAAGAAGAGGAUGGAAGAGAGGAGGCUAAGGGCCAAGUUGGAGAAGAAAACAAAGAAGCAGAAGACAGCUGAGUGUGCUGCAAAGCCGGGCAUCACCCAAGACUCUGCAGGGCCAUCAAAAGUGAAGGCUGGCAAGCCCGAGGAGGCGGACCCUGACCCUAGAGAGAAGAAAAACACCCUGGCUCCCAGGGGCACAGCAACUAACGGGAGUGCUUCUGGGAAAGUUGGCAAGCCCCCGUGUGGGGCCCUGAAGAGGUCCAUUGCAGACAGUGAGGAGUCCGAGACCUACAAGUCCAUCUUCACCAGCCACAGCUCUGCCAAGCGCUCCAAGGAGGAGUCUGCGCACUGGGUCACCCACACGUCCUACUGCUUCUGAAGUGGCUGGGCCCCCGCCACGGGCUUCCCCUGUGGCCUUCUGUGCCACACUUGCUUGGUGUGGCACUGUACUAUAAAGCUGUCCUCUGCAAUCCUUGACCCGUGUGGUCACUUGCUGUGAGAUCUUAUGGGUUCUGGGAGUGAGAAGUGGCUUGUGACAUGCCUAGCAGCCUGUCCACAGGCCGUACCUCUCCCCUAGCCUGGUGACUCUGCUGCUUGUAUUAGGUGACAAAAAGACUCUGGCUCCUCAGUGUACACUCACCUCAUUUUCUUAUCAUAAUGGUCAAGGAAGGAGUGGCCCUGAGUUUAGGGACAGGCUUCCAGCGACUUAGACCUUGCUCCUCAUGGGGUCUUCUUGCUGAUACAAAGACACCAGAGAGGAGACACGCCUAACUGCCUGGUGCAAGCUAGCACCCUUUUUUCUCGUCUUCCUUCUCUCCCUCCAAUAUCUCAGUAAGGGAGUGACAGCCAUCCCGGUGCCGGUGGCAGGCAGCAAUGGCUCCUUUCCCUCCCCACAGUUAAAAUUGGAACCUGUGGGACACUUCAUGUGGUGGAUCUGCCACUGUAGGCUGGUCCUAGAACCCCGCUCCUGGACUGGGCAGGUGGCUCAUUCAGUGGAUCAAGCACUCACCAUGGACACUUGUGGCCUGAGUUUGGGUCCCCAGAACCUUUAUAAAAGCCCUGUGAGCACAGUAGCCAACCUGGAAUCCCAGCCGCAUUACGGCAGAGGUGAGAUUCCCCCGGCAAGACCCUGAGUUCAGGGUUUAAGGAGAACCUGCCCCAGACACUAGCUGGAGUUAGUCCAUCAUUGAGAGAGUCCCUGUGUCAGCCUCCAGCCUCCACACAUGCCCACAAACCUGCAAACACUUAAAACCAAACAUGGUGGCAUGUCUGUAACCCAGGCUAUCAGAAGACUGAGGCAAGAAGGUCACCACCAUGUCAACGCUGGCAAGGCGAUAGAGCGAGACCUCACCUCAGGAAACAACCCAAGAGAAGCACCUGCCCCGCUGCCCUCAGGUUUGCUACUUGCAGGCGAAAAGGCUUGGCCUCAAAUACACUUGUGUUUGUGCUGGGACAUUGUUGGGGGCACUGUUGUGUGCAGCAAGACAAGGUAUGAGAGAGCAUUGUCCAAGAGAACCUGGGUGCAUGGCCAUUGUACUUAGAAAAUUGAAAUAAAGGCUGUAGAAAUGUUUGGGA
Molecule: messenger RNA, 2222 nt
Organism: Mastomys coucha (southern multimammate mouse)
Lineage: Eukaryota; Metazoa; Chordata; Mammalia; Rodentia; Muridae
Gene: Rtf2
Product: replication termination factor 2
Exons: 9
Coding region: 106-1026 (306 amino acids)
Biological process (GO): site-specific DNA replication termination at RTS1 barrier; mitotic DNA replication termination
Cellular component (GO): nucleus
Source: RefSeq, a predicted model, not a curated record